Messenger RNA from Amphiprion ocellaris (clown anemonefish), 1063 nucleotides. Its product is annotated as zinc finger protein 239-like. The coding region runs from base 1 to 837 and encodes 278 amino acids. Gene Ontology annotation, cellular component: nucleus. The transcript is spliced from 4 exons. The record is from RefSeq and is a predicted model, not a curated record. NCBI's taxonomy places the organism in Eukaryota, Metazoa, Chordata, Actinopteri, Pomacentridae. Gene Ontology annotation, biological process: regulation of transcription by RNA polymerase II. Gene Ontology annotation, molecular function: DNA-binding transcription factor activity, RNA polymerase II-specific; RNA polymerase II cis-regulatory region sequence-specific DNA binding.
AUGACCUGGGCAGAUGAGCUGUGGUGGGAAGUCCCCAACUCUCCCGUCUCUCUGGUUCAUUGUUCGGUUGUUUGUUUGUGUGUAACUGGAAAACAAACUAAAAUCAAUAAAAAAGAAUGUUGGCAAAAAAGAAAUGCUGCGCUGAAGCCAAAGAAGAGUCAUAACAAAAAGAGCAGCCACAGUAACAAUGUAGACAAGUCUUCAUUGUCACGAAUUCACCAUGAUACUGAUGCAGGUAGAAAGUCUGUAAAAUGUGAUGUUUGUGGAAACACCUUUGAGAAUAAGUUCCAGCUCAAGAAACAUCACCAAAUCCACAAACGUGUAAAGCCAUAUGCUUGCAACGCAUGCGGAAAAAGUUUUAGUUUACUGUCUAAGCUGAAAGUCCACCUGAGAACCCACACAGGUGAGAAGCCUUAUUCUUGUGAAACAUGUGGGAAAAGUUUCAGUCAAAGUAGUACUUUGAUUAACCACCUGAGAACCCACACAGGUGAGAGGCCAUAUCUUUGUGAAACAUGUGGGAAAAGUUUCAGUCAAAGUAGUACUUUGAUUAACCACCUGAGAACCCACACAGGUGAGAGGCCUUAUUCUUGUGAAACCUGCGGAAAAUGUUUCAGUGAACGUCGUGAUCUGACUGCCCACAUGAGAACUCACACAGGUGAGAGGCCUUAUUCUUGUGAAACAUGUGGAAAAUGUUUCAGUAAACAUAGUCAUCUGACUGCCCACAUGAGAACUCACACAGGUGAGAGGCCAUAUCCGUGUGAAACAUGUGGGAAAAGUUUCAGUCAAAGUAGUACUUUGACUGCCCACAUGAGAACUCACACGGGUGAGAAGCUGUAGUCCUGGAACUUCAGUGAGAACAAACCUUGAGAAUUAUUCAGUUCCUUUCGUUGAUUUUUGUUGGUAACUUCAGUCUGGUUGGCUGAUAAAAUGUUGACGAUGCAGAGUUUUGGUGUCACUGUUUGAAUUGCCGAAUUUUAUUUCUAAAGUGAAAGUGCUUCCUUCAUUCAUUUCUUUCUAUUCUGAAAUGCAAUAUACAAAUAAAAAUGACUUGUCUUGCCUUUAA